Messenger RNA from Paecilomyces variotii, 990 nucleotides. RefSeq names its product SGF29 tudor-like domain-containing protein. The transcript is spliced from 3 exons. Gene Ontology annotation, cellular component: SAGA complex. The record is from RefSeq and is a predicted model, not a curated record. NCBI's taxonomy places the organism in Eukaryota, Fungi, Ascomycota, Eurotiomycetes, Eurotiales, Thermoascaceae. The coding region runs from base 1 to 990 and encodes 329 amino acids.
AUGUCGCGAAACCGUCCGAGAGGUCCUCCAACAAGCAGAGACAAUGGUCUGGCUGCUAACGAGGAGACCGAUAUGUGGAACAAAAUUAUACAGGAUCUGCGCAAGGCAAAGGAAAAGAAUGACAAGCAAAGUCUCCUUGGAGAGCAAAUCGCGGCUUUAAAUGAGAAGAUUGGUAGAGAGGGUAGCAAACCCACCCUGGCAGAGCAUAACCAACUCGACAGCCUCUAUCGUCAAUUGUUGAAGCUUAGCGAAGAAGAACGAGCCAUCCUGCAAGACGAACCCAGUGACGUUAUAAAGAACCUGGGACUCCUGACUGCAUUGAGGUCAGCCUCAGAGGCUGAGGCGCCCUUAAGUCGUCUCGCAUCCCUCCCAAAGUUCCGAAAGAAGAGAAAUGAGACUGAUGGAUCGGCCGCGGAAUCGCCAGGGCCUUCGGCUACUUCGGCAUCAGACAAGUUGAACCGCGUGAAGGGAACUGCACAACGAAGUAGCAGCGUGUCGAGCAAUCAACCUCGUGAUGCUCGUGACAGUGUCACUGUCAAGGUAGAAGAAGGGGCGGAGCCGACGAAGGGCACCAUAGCGGAACGCAGCGGCCAGCUAGUUAUCGGUGCUGAAGUAGUCUUCAAGCACAACAAAAACAAGCAAGGUGUGGAGGGAGAAGGUAUACAGUGUAUUAUAAAGGGAAUAUCUGGGGACGGGCAUAAGAAACGAUAUGAUGUCCAAGAUCCCGAACCCAACGAAAAUGGCGAACAAGGUGCAGUCUACAAGACAACGGCAGCUUCAUUGAUCCCAAUACCCCAAGUCGGUACUACGCUCCCUGCGUUUCAAGUUGGGAAACAGGUCCUUGCCAGAUAUCCUGACACGACUACUUUCUAUCGAGCCGAAGUUAUGGGCUCUAAGAAGGAUGUGUACCGUUUGAAGUUCGAGGGUGAGGAGGACGACAAAGAAAUGGAAGUGGAUAAACGCUUCGUUCUGGACAUCCCGGGGAAAUGA